UUCUUUCUGUCUCUUUCUAAUUUUAUUUGAAGCUGUUCCCUUUGCCUCUCCUCUACGUCGGAAACCACCUCAGUGGAUUAUCAGGCACAAGUAAAUUAAGCCUGCCCAUGUUCACGGUGCUCAGGAAGUUCACCAUUCCGCUCACCCUGCUCCUGGAGACCCUCGUCCUCGGGAAACAGUACUCGUUGGGCAUCGUGGCCAGUGUCUUUGCCAUCAUCCUGGGGGCUUUCAUAGCAGCUGGGUCUGACCUUGCUUUUAACCUGGAAGGCUACGUCAUUGUAUUCCUAAAUGAUAUCUUCACGGCAGCAAAUGGAGUCUAUACCAAGCAGAAAAUGGACCCAAAGGAACUAGGGAAAUAUGGGGUGCUUUUCUAUAAUGCCUGCUUCAUGAUCAUUCCAACUCUUAUUAUUAGUGUCUCCACCGGAGACCUUCAGCAGGCUACUGAGUUCAACCAGUGGAAGAAUGUCCUGUUUGUCCUGCAGUUUCUUCUUUCCUGUUUUUUGGGGUUCCUCCUGAUGUACUCCACGGUUCUGUGCAGCUAUUACAACUCAGCCCUGACCACGGCGGUGGUUGGUGCCAUCAAGAACGUGUCUGUUGCCUACAUUGGAAUGUUGGUUGGUGGAGACUACAUUUUCUCCCUAUUAAACUUUAUAGGGUUAAAUAUUUGCAUGGCAGGUGGCCUGAGGUACUCCUUCCUGACCCUCAGCGGCCAGCUGAAACCUAAACAGCCCGUGGAUGAAGAAAGCAGCCCCCUGGAUUUGAAGCCUUAGAGUCUGGGGCAGGAUGCAGACUGGGGGCCCGGGGAGGGCAUUCCUAGCAGAGCAGCGAGACCAGAAGUUUCCUGCGGGGGACGUCCACCCUGUGGUCGAAGAGCACCCACAGGAACGUCUGCAAAAUGCAAAGACGCUACCUCAACGCACUGCGCCUGGAGCCCUGGGGCUCUGCACAGAACCUGAGCAGCGGGCAGCGGGCUGCUCAGACGGCCGUGAGACUUGUGCAGGGACACCAGUGCUCCCCUUCCCUGCCCUGGGCUCUUGGAGGGCGGGAGGGCGACACUCAGUGGUGACUUUCCUUACCAGCACCUUUGCCUUAAUUUCAAGGGUCAGUGAGACCUUUUUUUUUCCCUCUUAGUUUAAGCAAAUCUACUUUAAUAAAACUACCCGAUGAACUGCCAGGAAAAUCGUUAGCUUUGAUUGAAGCUGUGCUGGGGUCUUUUCCAUCUUAUCAAAAUAAAAUAAAAAGCCAUUUCUAUGUA
Messenger RNA from Ictidomys tridecemlineatus (thirteen-lined ground squirrel), 1255 nucleotides. NCBI's taxonomy places the organism in Eukaryota, Metazoa, Chordata, Mammalia, Rodentia, Sciuridae. The record is from RefSeq and is a predicted model, not a curated record.